Molecule: messenger RNA, 448 nt
Organism: Acanthoscelides obtectus
Lineage: Eukaryota; Metazoa; Arthropoda; Insecta; Coleoptera; Chrysomelidae
Source: the annotation of a GenBank genome assembly
UGUCAACGGUGUCAACCUUGUGUCAACACUUGUGAUCUUGUGAAUUGUGUUGUGGAUAGUUUAUAAAAAUUAGUUAUAUCCAGAAUAUUUUCAAAACUUCCCAGGGCCAGUGAAAUGGCUUCUUUGUUGGAAGCCGAGCGCCCAAAUAUCCGCAUUGAGAUUGAAAAUGAUGCGGUCAAUUCUGAACAGAUGGAGGUAGAUGAGGACAGACUGCUGGAAGAAAACGAGGAAGGCGAAAUUAUAGAUGACGAAAACAUAGACAGUGUAGAUUUAAGGAGCAAUUUGCAGAUAAGCAUACAAACGAAACCAGAUAUUGUGGACAAACUAAACACAAAAACUAUAUUCACCACUGGGAUAAACAUUUUCGACAAACAAGAGCAAGAGAAGCUACAGGUAAUUUUUUGUAUAUUGCAGAAUUCACAUCAUGACUGAGCAGAAAACAUCUCAC